Molecule: messenger RNA, 1156 nt
Organism: Macadamia integrifolia
Lineage: Eukaryota; Viridiplantae; Streptophyta; Magnoliopsida; Proteales; Proteaceae
Product: protein LSD1-like
Exons: 7
Coding region: 353-874 (173 amino acids)
Source: RefSeq, a predicted model, not a curated record
UUACGUUCUGAUCUAAAUUAUUCUAAUCCGCGUUAUCCCUUUCGGUGGAUACUCGAUUUGGAAUUUUCGGUUAGAAGCUGACGAGGUUUCUUUUUUCUCCUCUUUCAUUGGAAGCUUCAUUUCUUCGCCUUAGAAAUCAUAAAUCCCACCUCAACAGCUCUGAUUUCUAGGGUUCCUAUUCACUUUGAGCAACGCAAGGAGAUAUUUGUUGUUUAAACUCGAAUUUUAAGCUCUGGGUUGAUAGAGUCUUGAGAUUUCGGUAGGGAUUCUAUCGGAUCCCCCGAAAUCCAGAUAUUGUUCGGGGAAUUUUGAUCGUCUCUCGGUGAAUUUCUCUUGGUUCUGGAGUUUAGGUAUGCAGAGCCAGCUUGUUUGUAAUGGGUGUAGGAGCCUUCUUCUGUAUCCGAGAGGAGCUUCAAAUGUCCGUUGCGCUAUAUGCAAUGUGAUUACUCAAGCCCCGCCUCCAGGCAUGGAAAUGGCUCAGCUUAUAUGUGUAGGUUGCAGAACAUUGCUAAUGUAUAAUGGUGGAGCAAAUAGUGUGAGAUGUUCAUGCUGCAACAUGAUUAACCUUGCAAGACCAGCAUCUAGCAAUGUUGCCCAUGUGAACUGUGGCCAGUGCCAUACAAUGCUUAUGUAUCCAUAUGGAGCACUAUCAGUCAAAUGUGCAGUCUGUCAAUAUGUUACAAACAUAGGGACGGGUAACAUGAGAGCACCAAUCCAUUUGCGGAGACCGAAUGGUGCCGGCAUGCCCUCAACUUCAACGUUCAUGCCACAUGCCCAUGGCCAAACUGUUGUUGUUGAGAACCCUAUGUCCAUGGAUGAAAGUGGGAAACUGGUGAGCAAUGUUGUUGUUGGAGUUACCACAGAGAAAAGAUAAAUGACGUGGUACAUACAGUGGUAAUUCCUACUGUAAGUAGUUUGUACAAGGAGCUGGAGCUCGAUGUCAAGAAAUUAUUUCCAGUGUUGAGUCUUUACAGAAGAAUGAAUAUUUACAUUAAUAUAUGUAGAGAUAAUGGAAGUGGAAUGAGUGUAAUGCCCUUUACCUGUGACAUUGUGAAAGGUUUGUUUUGUAACAAAUUCAAUCAGACUGUUAAUAUGUACUAAACCAAUUAUUUAUUUCUUCCCUGAGUUUUGUAUCAAAAUCAUAUUGCUGGAUUAA